CCGUCAGCACUUGGUGCCUGACGCCUGCAGGAGGAGGAGGAUGAGGUCUGGCGGUGGCGUGCCGUUGUUGUUGGCGGUGGUGGCGGGCGCCUGUGUGCUCUCACUCGCUCAACUGGAAAACCUUCAGGCAGUAGAAUGUCCUUUCCCAGAGGGACAGGAGGUGGUGUCAGAGGAGGAGUGCGGGAAGUACUCAGCGUGUGAGUGGACGGACGGAGUCUGCCAUGUAGUGGACAACGCCGUUGGUGGCUACGUCGUCCAGGGCCCGCCAGAGGUCACCACCAGAGGCUUCAAGGUUAACCUGAAGAAGGCGGACGACACAGUGACGAUGUUCGGAGACGACGUGACCAACUUGGUGUUUGAGGUCAUCCAGCACGAAGAUUACCACCUCCAGGUCAAGAUCUACAACGCAGACGCGAUGCGCUACGAGGUGCCGGUGCCUCUGAGUCUUCCUGACGCCCCAGACGCCGACGCCCUCUACACCGUCAGCGUCAGCGGGGAAGGCGAACCUUUCGACUUCGUUGUCAGCAGAAAAUCCAACAACAACAUUGUGUUCCGCUCGUUGGGGCCCCUGACCUUCGAGGACCAGUUCCUGCAGCUGCACACCUCCCUCGCCUCCACUUACCUGUACGGCUUCGGCGAGAACACCCACCUCUCCUUCAGACACACGUUCGAGCCCCGCUCCACCUUCCCCAUCUUCGCCAGGGACCAGCCAGUGGGCACAGACCCCAUGAACGAGUACGGUCACCACCCAUACUACAUGGUGAUGGAGGACGACGAGGGUAACUCUCACUCCGUCCUUCUCUACAACUCCAACGCCAUGGAGUACUCGACCUUCCUGCUGGAGGAUGGGACGCCGGCGCUCACAUUGAGGACCAUCGGAGGCAUCAUCGACCUGCACAUGUUCCUGGGCCCCCUGCCGGAGGACCUUAUCACGCAGUAUACCUCCAUGGUUGGCAAUCCAGUCUUCCCUCCGUACUGGUCCCUCGGGUUCCAACUCUCCCGCUGGGGGUAUGACUCUACUGACAACGUCCGCGCCGCCAGAGAGAGGAUGAAGGCCAUGGGCAUCCCUCAGGACGUGCAGACGUGUGACAUCGACUACAUGUACCGUCAGAGGGACUUCACCUAUGAUCCAGACAACUGGGGAGACAUGCCGGACCUUCUACAGGAGCUGCAUAAUGAUAACCUUAGAGUCAUCCUCAUCCUGGACCCGGCGUUGGUGAUCGACUUCGACAACUACCCGCCGGCGGCCAGAGGGAAGGAGUCGGACGUGUUCAUCAAGUGGUCUGACCCCAGCCUGGUGCCGGACGACCAGGAGCCCGGCACUGACGACUACAUAGUCGGCUACGUCUGGCCCGACACAAAGACAGUCUUUCCCGACUUUCUAAAGCCAGAGACUCAAGCCUGGUGGAUUAAUGAACUGAAGCUUUUCCAUGACGUGCUGGACUACGACGGUCUCUGGAUCGACAUGAACGAGCCGGCCAACUUCGGCACCAACCUGGACAAGCCCUGGAACUGGCCACUCGACCAGCCGGACUGGAGCCUCAAGUGUCCGGACAACAAGUGGGACUCUCCACCUUACCCAACUAUGAUGCUCCGAGUAGGUGAUAAUCAGAGCAAGAAGAUCAGCGACCACACCAUCUGCAUGUCCGGCAACCAGACAGAUGGCACCUCCACCUACUUGCACUACGACGUUCACUCCCUCUUCGGGUGGGCCGAGACCGUCACCACCUACAGAGGCCUGGAUGAAGUAUUCCCUGGGAAGCGUCCUGUGGUCCUCUCUCGCUCCACCUUCCCGGGCUCGGGCCAGUAUGCCGUCCACUGGCUCGGUGAUAACUCCGCUGACUGGACGCAGAUGCGCAUGUCUGUUAUUGGCAUGUUUGACUUCAACAUGUUUGGUAUCCCUAUGGUGGGCGCCGACAUAUGUGGCUACUUCAACGAACCUGACAUGGAGAUGUGUGCCAGGUGGAUGGAAGUGGGUGCCUUCUAUCCCUUCAGCCGGAACCACAACACCAACGGAACGGCGGACCAGGACCCCGGGGUGUGGCCAGAGGUCGGGGAGAUCUCUCGCUACACACUCAACAUCCGCUACCAGUACCUGCCCUACCUCUACUACCUCUUCCACAGGGCGCACAUGUUCGGUAAUUCUGUCGUCCGGCCGCUGUUGAACGUCUUCCCCAGCGACCUGGCGGCUCGAGACGUCGACGACCAGUUUAUGUGGGGCGACGGACUGAUGAUUGCCCCCGUCCUUACCCAGGGCACCACCUCCAGGGACGUCUACUUCCCUAAGGGGAUCUGGUACGACCUGGUGACUGGUGUGGCGACGGCCACGGGACCCACGACGCUCACAGUUGAUGCUCCUCUCGAGGUGAUCCCUCUCUAUGUUCCUGGAGGCGCCAUCCUCCCCUACCAGGUGCCCGCCCUCAACACCGUAGAGAGUCGACAAAACCCGCUGGGGCUGACGGUGGCGCUGGACGGGACUCUGGCGGCCUCGGGCGAGAUCUUCUGGGACGACGGUGAAGGAGAACACAACAUGUCGCUGGUUUAUAUGUCCAUGUUGAAUUAUAACCAGAACGAGUUGACCAUGAGCGUCAUGGCCGGAGAGGACAUAGUGGCUGGACUGUUUAUUGACACCAUCGACAUCUACGGCUUCCCUAGUGCCCCGCAGGGCGUCAGUGUCAACGAUAUGGAGCUCCCUGGCGAGGACUGGGAGUACGACGCCUCCACGAGUGUCCUCACUAUCACUACCCACGCCCCUCUCGCAGACCCGCUCAGUGUGUUCAUACUCUAGGACGUCCCCAGCAGCGUCCUCACCAUCAUACCCACGCCCCCAGCAGCGUUCUCACCAUCACACCCACGCCCUUAUUGCUGGGAGCUUUUGUCUAUAAACGCCAACUCUAUGCUAUUCACCUUACUGAAAUUUGCUUAAUAUGAAGACUAAUUCUUCAGCUCCUUUUCCUGGCCUUAAUCUCCAUCUAAAUUUUCACCGGCAGACAUGUUCUAUCCAAAUGUUAUAAUUAAAUAAAAAACACUAAAGUCGUAUCAACCCAUCCUGGAACCUUAGCAAGACGUGUCUGGGGCAUACAGAGAAGGAAGGCAUUAAAGGCCCAGAAAAUAAGUGAAGUACACAUGCAAAAAUACAGUAUGAAAAGAAAAUGGAACGAGUCGACCAAGAAUAAAGCCCGGGAUUUUCAUCUGACGGCAGCGCCCCCAGAAGAAAGGGAAGAUUUAAGUAAGACAGAGAAGGAAAUAAGGGUAGAUGAAAACAGGAAAUAAAGGAAUGCAGAAAAGAAGAACCAAAUUAGAGACACAAGAGAUAGCAUAAUAUUAAUAGCAAUAUUAACCAUAAUUUACUUGUCUCUCUCUAUCCGCAUGUUCAUACAUUAUCUGUACAAAUAAUUGACGGAAAAUUUUGAUCUACAAAUAUUCCAAGUUUGGUAUUUAAUUCUAUUAAAAUGUUACCAUUGA
Procambarus clarkii (red swamp crayfish) is the source of this 3465-nucleotide messenger RNA. NCBI's taxonomy places the organism in Eukaryota, Metazoa, Arthropoda, Malacostraca, Decapoda, Cambaridae. The record is from RefSeq and is a predicted model, not a curated record.